UGUGUAGACGUGUACUUUGGGCUCCGCUGAAAAUAUUGUGAAUUCGCCAAGUAAUUGCUGCUGUUAAAAAAUUUCUAACUACAAUUGGCUUAGUACAUAUUACGGUUUUAAUUUGCCUACACCAUGGCGAGUAUAAAUCAAAGCGAAUCUUCGACUCAACCGACUAUCAACAAUCAACUCGUAGUCGAGGGAUCAAAAAUCAAAUGGAAUGGCUCCUUCGAAGAUCUGAAAGCUUUUACCGAGCUGCGCUUGGGUUUAGGAGGCAACUGGACAUCACCUGGUGGAUCAACUAAGCUCUUUAGCAGCGAUGAAAUAACAAUAAAAUACUCGAAGAAAUCGUUAGUAUUGUCAUUCGAAGGCGAAGCCUCUCUGAAAAUCAAAGACCUAGUCAAAGACAUAUAUCUAACUAAUAAGGCAGCAUCUGAACACAUAGCGGACGGUGAACCCUUGACCGAAACGAGAGAGACUGUGGAAAGCGAUAGCGAAUUACUCGAAUCACAAACAGGCGGCGAAGCCAUUGCAAAACAUCAAAGCUCAAAGAUCGGGAAUUUGCAUUUCAUCUCGGAGUCAACAGACAGUAAUUUGCAUACAAACUCACGAGACUGUAACCUGAACACUGAUAAGAUACAGCUAAAUGAUCAAAACUACACAAGUAAUUUAAAUAGUACAAACUUCAACAAAAACCCAAAAGAAGUUUACGAAAUUGAAUCUAAGCUAGAGAAAUAUACCCAGAGUGUUACUCAAAAACUAGAGGCUCUUGCUGAUGAAAUUUCAACAAUUAAAGAAACUAAAGAGAACAAAGCAUAUGCUAUCCUGGUCUUAGAGGACGUUGUUAACGAGUUAAGGAAGGAAAAACUGCAACUUAACCGGGAAAAUAACGAGCUAAAAGAGAAAAAUAGGAACUUGUUCCAAUCUCUGUCCGAAGCUAGAGCUAAAGUACUGGACCUCCAGGAAGAGAAAUCGAGUCUGAUGACCUCACUGAAGCUGGUCCAACGUGAAAAAGUUCUACCGGCGGAGAGGGAGAGAAUUAAAGAACUGGAAACUGAGAACGAUAGUUUAAGAGCAGCUGCAAGAUCCCUACAAGAAGACCUCAAUGAUGGAAGCAAAACACAGAAACGGGAUUAUACCAAAGUAAAGAGCUCUAGUAAAGAUACAUCUGAAAGCGUUUUUGAGUCAAAGAAUCGGUACGAAGUCCUCAGCAUCAGUGAUCAAGAAGACGAUGCCAAUGAUUCUGUGAGCAAAGUAUCUUUAGACAAAACCUUGGAAACUGGUCAUCGGAAUGAGAACACUAACACAACUUAUAAAGGCACAAAAUCCAAGCGAAACAUCCUACUAAUUGGAGAUUCAAUGAUCAAGGAUAUUAAUCCUCACAAGAUAUCAAAAAGCUCAGUUCGAAAAAGAGCUGGGAAAAGAGCUGAGGAAAUAGCAAAUGAAUUCCAAAAAGCUCAUGUGCAUUCCUCUCCCACAGAUGUUAUCAUACACGCUGGAACGAAUAACUUAAUACAGAACUCGAGUAAAGAAUGCUGCGACAAUAUUAAGCAUCUAAGCUCCACAGUACAAAACAAGUUUAAAGAUGCCAGAAUCGCAAUAUCUGGCCUAAUAUCGAGAGGAGAUAUUGACGUAGCAACAAAGAUUCAUGAAACCAAUAAAUUACUAUACAAUCUAUGCAAGAAAAAAGGAUAUACAUUCAUCGCAAAUAAGAACAUAGACGAAUCCUGCCUCAAUGGCUCUAAGUUACACCUUAAUACAAAGGGAUCAGCGCUCCUGGCUGUCCAUUUUAUCAAAUUUCUUCGGCGACUUUCACAUCCAACUGUUGAGGAUUUUCCGAAGGAACUUCAUCAUCUGGGGGAGCUUCUGAGGAUGAUCAUACCACAGACGCCAAGGAAAAGAAUUCAUCGUUAG
This is a messenger RNA of Dendronephthya gigantea, 1902 nucleotides long. Its product is annotated as rho-associated protein kinase 2-like. The transcript is spliced from 2 exons. Lineage: Eukaryota; Metazoa; Cnidaria; Anthozoa; Malacalcyonacea; Nephtheidae. Bases 124 to 1902 code for a protein of 592 amino acids. The record is from RefSeq and is a predicted model, not a curated record.